GUUGACUGGGCUAAGAAGCACAGUUAGUUUGUUAGCAUAGAGUCCUAGGCAUAUAGCUACAAAGAGGAGUAAGAUAACACAUUUGAUUAUUAUUUUUUAAAUGCCACAAGGAGCACCAUGGUCUGUGGAGGAUUUACCUGCUCGAAGAAUGCACUCUGUUCUCUCAACGUUGUUUACAUGCUGGUGGGACUGCUGCUUAUUGGUGUAGCAGCAUGGGGUAAGGGCUUUGGCAUCGUCUUCAGCAUCCACAUCAUUGGUGGAGUUAUCGCCGUGGGUUUUUUCCUCCUACUUAUCGCCAUUGUCGGUCUCAUCGGUGCAGUCCACCAUCAUCAAGUCAUGCUCUUCUUUUACAUGGUCAUUUUGUUCAUAGUGUUUCUCUUCCAGUUUGGUGUGUCCUGCUCUUGUUUGGCCAUGAAUCAGGACCAGCAGGAGAAGCUGUUGGACUCCACAUGGGGAAUGAUGAGCAAUAAAACCAUCGAAGCUCUUGAGCUGAAAUUGAACUGCUGUGGACUGUUUAACAACACCCAGAGUCGGUCCAUCUACGAACGCGAUUACGCACUGUGUCAGGCCCCGUGUAAGACGCCACAGGACAAAACCAGCAAGUGCCAGACGUGCGGGGAGAGGAUGCUGCAACACUCCUCAGAGGUGCUGAAAAUUUUGGGAGGCGUAGGGCUUUUCUUCAGCUUCACAGAGAUUUUGGGAGUUUGGCUUGCCAUGCGUUACAGGAACCAGAAGGACCCCAGAGCUAACCCCAGUGCUUUUUUAUAGUCUCCCUCAUGCCCCACAGUGCUGUAGCCUGAGUCAGCAAUUCCACUUUACUUUUGCACACAUUAAAGAAAAAAAUACAAAAAAGGAAAGAAACACACUUAGAAACACUGACAUGUUCAACAUGAGCAGCAGUUGAGCACUAACCUGCCCUGACACGCGCACCUCACCCAAUCCGUCAUCCUACAGCUCCAGUGUCGAGAGACAUAUGGGAGCACAUUUGAAUUGAAUAGAGUCAGAUUUUUUCUUUCUUCCUCUCUCUGCAUAUCCCCACCCCUGCCUCUUAACUAAUAUUAAAAAACAAAAGAGCGCGCUGAGUGCUGAAACUAACCAACGGAAGACUGACGUCUCAUGCAUGACAGGAUGAAGGUGAAAUCACCGACUCGGGUGGUGGUGCCUAUCCUUGAUUUGAGAGAAUUUUUUCCCAGUCUUCUGAGCCAGGUUUCCACUCAGUGUUUGGGCUGUGUUUGAAAGGCAAUGAAAAAGCCAGGAUGUAAAAGGGCCUUGGUGUUUGCAUGUUUAUAGGCCUGUGUAGAGCUACCCUCCGUUCCCUGUGAUGUGGUCUAUACAAGUUACGUAAUCCAGAAACAAGACAGUGCUGUGCGGCAGUCAAGUAGUCUCAAGGUAGCGCUUUAGUUUUAACCUUAUUCAAGUGAGUUACUGCACAAAAUAGUGAGUAAUCAGUAUCAGUAAGAACAUGUAGUUUAUGGAUUAAUGUUACUGUUUUCGACAAUGAAAUAAUCUAGUUAAAACUUUUCUUUGUUUUGUGAUUAUGAUCUGUAUACAUUUCCACCAACACCUGCCUAAUUCACAUGUUGUGCGCUAUGCGUUUGAAAUUUUUCUCAUUAGGUGAUUUUUUUUAGCAUAGAAAUUAGGUUUUUAGUGAGAAUAUUUAAAAUUUGUGUAACUGAGCCAUAUAAAUGAUUUUAAAAAUCCCUUUGCCAUGGACUGCAGCCCUUGUGUUGUACAUUGUGUCUUCGGUGAUGGGGUGGAUGUGUUUUCACAUACAUGUAACCUUGCCAAUGUUUAUUUAAACCACAAAAGCCUGACCUUUACUGUCACUCUCUCCUUACACUGGCUCUCUGUGUAUGUAGGAUCAUAGUUUAGUUUGUAUGUUGUGCAGAUGCUGCAUCUUUAAGUUUGUUUUAGAUUUCUUUUUUCCUCUCUCUCUCUCUCUCUCUCUCUGUUGUUAAGGUCAGAUUUUGGUGUUUGAGUGACAGACUGUCUCACAGGUUUGACUUGUGGGUGGAAUAUGUGUUGCUGUAUGGUCAACAACUCACAGACUCAGUUUUGGAAGGGUCAAGUUGUGUGUCCAUCAGAGUUAGUCAAUGAGAUUGACUGUAGUUAUUUUCUAAUGAAUAGGCUGUUGAAAACUUAGAUUUGUUUUUUUUUCAGGGUGUAGAUGCUUUUUAACACAAGCAGUUCCCUUUAACACCUAAAACAUACCAUUUUUCUUUUCAUCUCUUUUGUGCCGACAAACUUGAACAGUCUACAUUGCACUGUUUUUUUUUUAAUUUUAUUUUAUUUUUUAAAAGCCUUUUUUUCCUUUUUUUCUCCAAACAGUGUUUAGCUUUCCUUCUGCUCAUGUAAAUGCCAAUAAUUAUGCUAAGUUAUUUUUUAAUGUUGAUUUGUGUUUGGUCAUUGUCAGUUUGUCAUUCUACCUUUUAACGUGUCUUAUGUUACUUAUUGGAGAAAAGUGAGGAGGUCACUCGACCGGUUCAGUCUUAAAUCCUCUCAACCUAUGAAUACUUCUCCCAGAUAACACAGAUGGAUGAUGGAACCUGUCAGUCACUUUUGUGUUUGUAACUGUUACUCUUUGUCCAGCAGGGAAUGCUCAAAUGACACCUUGACUAUCAGAGAGCAUUAAUUUGCGAUUAAUUUAACACAGGUACUCCUAGUGUAACUCUUGCUUGAACAGUACAUUUUGAGGGUUGUCCCUGCCAUGCCAAUAUCCAUUUAAAAGUGUAUUUAAUAUCAAUUUUCCGUCAGCUGUAGAUCGUAAUACCUUACUUUGAACUCUGUGUGUUCCUCUUUCACUGGACUUAACUUGUAUUUCUGAGAGUGGUUUUCCAAUUAAAACUUCUCAGUUUACA
This is a messenger RNA of Chanos chanos (milkfish), 2858 nucleotides long. It is a transcript of the gene tspan31, whose product is annotated as tetraspanin 31. The record is from RefSeq and is a predicted model, not a curated record. The transcript is spliced from 6 exons. Bases 118 to 768 code for a protein of 216 amino acids. Gene Ontology annotation, cellular component: membrane. NCBI's taxonomy places the organism in Eukaryota, Metazoa, Chordata, Actinopteri, Gonorynchiformes, Chanidae.